Messenger RNA from Carica papaya (papaya), 725 nucleotides. Its product is annotated as cotton fiber protein. Lineage: Eukaryota; Viridiplantae; Streptophyta; Magnoliopsida; Brassicales; Caricaceae. The record is from RefSeq and is a predicted model, not a curated record.
UAAUUUUUAUAUUCAUUCCUAACUUUUUGCCAACUACCCAUCAAUCUCCAUCUCUCAUAUACCAACCUCUGAAACUUAGAAAAAAGGAAUCGGAUAAAAAAAUUAUACAAUCAUUUCCAUCCUUGAGAAGGCUAUCUGAUCCACCAACAAUGGCGAAGAGUAACUUAUCAUUGCUUGGCCGCCUAAGGACGGCGGUGAAGAAGGUGAAGUUCUUGCUCAACUUCAAUGUCAAUCGUUGGCGUCUAGCUUCAAUAAUCGGCGCGUCGUCGAGCAAGCGCCGGCUGAGCUUCAACGACAACAAGCCUGGCUUAAGGGCAUAUGUCGAGUUCGAUACCGACUCCGAUGAAUCAUAUUCUCCGGCAAGCGGACUUUACAGAACCACAAGCUACCAGUCCGAGGAUGAUAUUGAUAAGAAAGCCGAAAUGUUUAUUGCUAAUUUCUACCGACAACUUCGGAUUGAGAGACAGAUUUCUUUGGAUCUCAAGUACUGUCGGGGGAACAGCUUUAAUAAUUACAUGUCUCCGUAACCCAUCUGUCUUUUUUUGAAAAUCUUUGAAGAUUGUUGCCUACGAAUAUACGAAUCAGGUUUCGUUUGAUUGGUAAGUAAGAAAAAUCAUCAGGGGUGCUCGAUGUUUUAAUUCGGUGAUGGGGGAGCCUUUGACUUUUAUUAGAGGGUUUCCUGUUUGGAGUUUUUGGAUUUGUUUGGUUGCUGAGAAAGUUGAAAA